AUAAAACAGUGAAUUAAAGCUGAAAUUUUGAUAGAAGUGAUAGCAUUGGAAUUGCAGAACUAUAAAACGCUGAAGAUUAUAUGAUUUCUCAUUGGAAAACAAGAAAAAUUGGGGAAAUUUCUUUUGUGAUCGUGAGACUAACAACUUGAUUUCACUAAAUUUCAAGUUCAAAUCUCGACUUUAAUUAAACUAUAUGCAAUUGCCAUCAAAGAUACGUGAUGAAUAAACAUAAUAGACAACUUUUUGCUGGAAAGUGACUUAAGAAACGUGAAAAAAUUAAAGAAAAUACGGCGAAUAUAGAUGCCGCUAGUGUCGAUAUACCCUUCAGUAGUCUCGUUCAAUAAAAAGAAAAAAAUUGCUUGGCUGAAUUCCUCUGUUGGGUCAGUGCUUUGUGUAAUCGUUUCGUGGUUAGGUCGUUGUGCCUGCGCGUAAUAAUAAAAUUAACAAACAAUUCUAUGAUAAACAACGACAAAUAAUCAUUUGGAGAAGAAAAAUAUCUCGUGAAUCUACAAUUAGUUUAUGCAGAAAAAAAAAUCGAAGCAACAUUAAAAAAUAUCUCAAUGUUGAAUGAAAUGAAAGUAUAAAUACGAGAAGAAGAAGAAGAAGAAGAAGGAAAAGGCAUUUAUAGGUGGAAACAAGAAUAAAUAAAUAAGCCUGCCCUCAUAUGAAGAAGUAAUAAAUGAGUACAUCAAAAUAAUAAUUUUUAGUAUAUUAAAUAUUAUAAUUCAGCUAAUAAGAGAGUGAAGACUGAGAGUGUUUCAGAUAAAAAGCAAUCAUAAAAAUCCCCUGAGAAAACUUCCAGCUGGGUGUGUGUGUGCGUGCGUAUACAAAAUCAACAUAUAAAAUUUUCUCGUCUACAAACCAUGACAACAUUUGCACCAGCUGUAAAAGAGGAGCGACAUGAUGAGGCAGAAAUAGCAGAGCUGGCAGCCAAAAUGGUUGAAGCUCAUAAAACGCAAGCGGCAAAGCAAGCAACACAACAAGUAUCGAAUCAAGUACUUUUAGGAUCACAAACGCAACAGACUCCUGGAAGUAUUUUAAAUUUUAUUCAACGUAAACCAAUCACAACGGCAAUGGCUCAACCAGUGCCGUCAACGACAUCAAGCACAUCAAAUGGAACCAGCAAUGGUUACUCUACAGUCGAUGAUGGAAGACCCGCAGAUGAAGAGAGUCUCAAAGGUCAUUUCGGAUGGGAAUCGUUCAAUGGUGGGAAGAUUCAUAUUCCUUACAUCAUCCGACAGACAGAAAAAUAUUGCGCAGUGCGUAUCGUCGAACAGAAAUUGCUCAACAAGUAUCUUAAUGUACUACAUCAGGAUCUCUAUAAUUGCACAAGUGUUAGAAGUUACUACAUCACAGACGUCGAAGCUCGACUUCUUGACGAGAUAAAUUUUCGUCACUGUGAUCAAUGUUUUGGUAAAGAGAAAUUCAGUAUGAAAGAUCUCAUUGUGCGGCUUAGUGAUGCACAAAAGUUCCAACAAUUCCUGGAAGUGUGCUACAAGAAGCUCACAAACUUUUCAACACCAAAUGAUAAAUGCGGAUUUAUUAGAAUAAACAGUGAAUCUGUGGUUCCUUAUACAGUGCGUGAUGGUCAAAAAAUGGUUCCAUUAUUCUACUUUGAAGGCGAGACAGACAAUCUAAAGUUAAAAGCUGAUUCUUUAAGUGGAUGGGAUCUUUCAUACUUAAAGUUUUGUUGUAAAGUGCAAGGAAUUAGAAAUGAAUUGUUUGCAAGUGAAACUGUAUCUGUAAUUAGUCUAGAUGACAUUAAAAGCUAUUUUCCACAAGGAACACAAUUUGAAGAUUAUUGGCCGAAUAAAGUUGUUGAUACGCAACUUCUUGUUGGUGGUCAAAAGUCACAUAACAACACAAUCAAUUGGACACAUCCGCCUCCCAAACAAAUCACCAACACUGUUCAACGAAGUCAACAACUUCAGCAACAGCAAAAACAACAACAGCAGCAGCAGCAGCAGCAACGUGCGAUGACUGGUGGAAGUGUCGGUGGACUUCAACACAUGUAUUCAAAUAAUGUUGACAUGAAUUACUUAAGAACGAUGCAACAAAGUGGAAUGUCUAAUCAACAGGCUUUAACUAGUGGAUGGAGCAGUCAAAUAACUCAGUCGCAAUAUGAUCAAAUGUUAAGACUAUCAGCUCAAACUAAACAGAAUUCUUCAUCAAGACCGUACACAAGUCGUCAACAACAGCAACAAAUUCAUAGCCUCUUACAAAGUCAACUUUAUCCCUAUUCAAAUGCUGCCAGUAUGUCAUUGAAUAGUAAUGGAAGUUCGAGAACAGGAACACAACAACCACCGCCACUUGUACGCUCUCAACAACAGCAAUCUCAAAUGUCGAAUUGUGGUGUAAGUGGUUCAGCGCCCCAAUUACGCUCCUCCACAAAUCCUCCACCAUCCACCUCACAAUCCACAGCCACCUAUCCUUAUAUAGCCAGCAAUAAUGUUAAUAGUAGUAACAAUAAUAGCAAGAGUAACAGUAAUGUUGUGACAAUUACGCGCUGCCCAACGAACACAUCAACUUCAACACAAAGUCAAAAUUCGUCUUAUCUUAAUAGAAUUCCUGCCUCGACGACCAUUACACCCACACAAUAUUACAAUAGCAAAGACAAUUCGUUACCUUCAUCCUUGUCAAUUUAUCCAAAAAACUCACAAACGGGUCACGCGCGUAGUAUCAUUCAAAGUUCAGUUUCUCCCGUGAUUGCAUCACCAACACGAGCAAGUCCACAGGCGGGCUAUGCAAAACAACCUUCCAUCUCACCUGCAUCAUCAAUGCACAUACUUCCUGCUGUCAUGCAACAGCAACUUGAUGAGCUUUUGUUAAAGCAAAACUUUACAGGAAUUGCAAAUCCUGAAUUUUUAAAAGAAACUCUCUUAACAUACAAUAGCAUUUAUGCAAAAGCACGACAGCAACAAAAUGCUGCUGCUAUUGCUGCUGCAGCUGCUGCUGUUGGAGCUGGCAAUCAAUCCUUAUCCUCAUCCAAUCAAUCCUCAUUUCCUGUUCGAAAUAAGAGCGUAAUUACAACAUCAAGAGCGAGUGCCAUGGAUGUAAUCGAUCUAUCUGCUUCUAAUUCCCCCACUCCAUCAAGGUCGAUCCAAGCUGCCGCCGCACUUCAAUUUCAACAAGCACAAGCGUCCGUUGCCAAUAAACGAGCGCAAAAUGGCCAAUAUUUGAAUGGUGGUAGUCAAUCGUCAUCACGUUCAAUGCAAUCAUCAUCAUCAUCAUCGUCAUCAUCAUCAACAGCAAGACUACAGCAACAAAUACAAAUGCAGAAUCCCCUAGCUGGAAUUAAUGGCUAUGGAACAACAGCAUACAAAAUUGAAAAGAGUUUCAUUGAGAAUCAAAUGGUUCAUUGUAUAAAUAUGAUUCCUUAUUCACCAAACAGUGACAUGAUAAUUCCACUAAGCGAGUUAAGAGAUCAAUUUUAUCCAAAUGCUAAUCUCGAUGUGUGCAAGAGAGUUAUGCAAGCGCUUGAAAUUAAUCUAUUCAGUGGAACCAAACCCCAAUAUCAAGCUUACAGUGAGCUUGGCAAAACAAUUGCUGAUAAUAUUCCGUUUGUACGUGUUCUUGACGUCAUAACGUACAUGCCGCAAAUUAAUUAUAUGGUUCGAGGACAAAUGCAAGAAGCAAAAAAUGCAUCAAAACGUGCUCGUAUCAGCUAGGAAUCGGGAAUGGGGACACUCACAACAUCACCAUCGUGUCCCCAAACGACACUUCUGUCAUCGGCGACAUCUAAAGCAUCAUCAGCAUCAUCAUCAUUACCUACCAAAGCAUCAACUAAUGACUAUAAUAAUUUCUCUGACUUUUGGCAACAAAUGUCUCAUGGAUUGUUGUUAAAGAAGAAGGAACAUCAUAUCCAACAUCAACUUUUACUUCAACAACAACAGCAAAUGACUCAAAUUCAAUCACUUCAUCAUUCAUUUCCUUCUCCAAUUACGCCAACUUUUGAUAAGAAAGUUUUCUCGUCGCCACCGUCUUCGAGCUGCCGUUUUGACGGAGCUGGAAGUAAUGGAAGUUCAUCAGCAAGUACUCAUCUUCCGACAGAAGUAUCGUCUAAUGUUUCUCUUUAUUCAUCGCCAUCAUCUUCAAGUGCAUCAACACCUGGGCUGUCAACAAGUAAUCAAAGACAUUCAUAUAGUCAAUAUCCAUUCAAUGACGUUUAUGGAUCAAGCGGAAGUUUCUUAAGUUCUUCAUAUGCAGCAGCAGCAGCUGUUGGAUCAUCUCAUCACGAUUUAACAAGAUCUUCGUGUUCAGCUUUACCAUCGCCGACAAUUUAUCCUCCAACACCACCACCAUCUACACCUUGGAUACAUCCAGCAUGGUUUGGUUCAUUAGAAUCAGCUGGUUAUAUGAAAACACCAAAAUCAAAUCCAUUUGAUAAUUGAAGAUGAAAUCGAUGUUAUAAUUACGAGAACCAUAGAAUAUUAUCAAUGAAACUAAUAUCUUCUUAUUUAAAACUCAUUUCUUCUUCGUCAAAAUCGCUAGGAACCAAUGCAACUUUAAGUAAAUAUAUGAACACAUGAAGUAUAAUGUUUAGUUCUAAGUACUUUAUUUCUCUUAACUUUCAUCUGUUUUAUUUAUUACAAUGAGUUAGUCUUACUUCUAUUAUAAAUUAUAUUUCAUUUUUCACUUAAAGUUCCAAAUAGAAAUGUAAGCGUAGAAGAAUAUAAAAAAGUUAGACAAGAAGAAGUUACUCGUAACUAAAUAAAUAAAAAAUGUAUGUUUUCCAAAACAGAAUAAUUAAUAAUUAAAAGUAAUGAUAACUUAAUUCUAAGAUGCGAGAAAAGAAAAAGAAAUAUUUAAUAUUCAAAAACGCUCCAAACAUUUCAACACAAAACACAUUGGAUAUGUGAAAUUGAUGUUAAGUAGAAAGAAAAUUUUAAGGCUGCAAAAAGAUUCUCUUUGAGAUUUCUUCUAGUUAGAAUGGAUUAAUAAGAGAUCAAUAACUCUAUAAAUGUAAAUUCAACCAGCAAACAUAUAUUUUUCUGAUGUGCUUGUAACAAAUCAUGUAAGUAAAUUCAUUUAGGUCUUGUCUCUUUCUCGCAAAUGGCUGGUCAAAGAGUAAAUAUGUUAAAUCGAUUUAGUUUUUAAGAUGAAAUAUUUGACGAUCAAUCAAGUUUAAUAACUUAUAUCUUCAGAACGAAGAAAAACAAGAAAAAUCCUACUCAAUACAAGAAAUAAAAGAAUAAAUAAGAAGGAAGACGUUGAAAUAAA
Clunio marinus is the source of this 5220-nucleotide messenger RNA. NCBI's taxonomy places the organism in Eukaryota, Metazoa, Arthropoda, Insecta, Diptera, Chironomidae. The record is from the annotation of a GenBank genome assembly.